AUGGCCCCCAAAAGCGCUGGUUUGCCGUACCGUCGAGACUCGAACGAUUGGGAGCGGGACUUCUUUGAUAUUCCGGACGAGUCCGCCCUGCUCGUGGUCAAGCGACAGUUGCGCCGCGUCCGCACCUGGCUGGUCUUGGCUGUCCUUCUUCUCUUGAUCAUAUGGAUGCGCCGCGAACGUCCGUCUACAUCAUCGUUGCCUCAUAUCAAUUACAACGAGGUCGAUUGGUCCCGAUUUGCAUUCACCCAAUAUGCCACCAGUGAGACCUACUUGUGCAACUGUGUCAUGGUGUUUGAAGCCCUGCAACGGCUUGGGUCCCGUGCGGAGCGAGUGCUAUUCUAUCCCAAAGAGUGGGAUCUAGUGAUAGACGAUGAUUCAGACCGCAUCAGUCAGCUGCUGGUUCUGGCUAAAACGCAGUACAAUGUGCAGAUGGUGCCAGUUGCCAUCGAGGGUGUCAGGAAAGAGACUGGAGGGGAGGGAGAGUUCGCCGAGGCCUCAUGGGAUACGAGCACCGCGAAGCUCUAUGCAUUUGGGAUGGUCCAGUAUGAUCGGGUGAUCCACCUCGACUCCGACAUGCUGCUCCUUCAACCCAUGGACGAGCUGUUCUUCCUACCCCCGACGCCCGUCGCCAUGCCUCGAGCAUACUGGCUCUUACCCGAAGAGCGGAGUCUAUCAUCUCUUUUGGCUGUCAUCGAGCCCUCAUAUCGCGAAUUUACGACCCUGAAGGACGCGACUCAAUCGGCGAUCUUGGGCCAGAUGGAUCUGAAUCUCACGAACACCCAAUACGACAUGGAAAUUUUGAACACCUACUAUGGUAAUAGUGCCCUGGUGCUCCCGCAUCGCCAUUAUGGUCUUCUCUCAGGGGAGUUCCGCACCAAGGAUCACCGACGGUUCCUGGGCAAUAGCCACGAGAUCUGGAAUCCAGACAAGAUUCUGGCAGAGGCCAAGUUUGUGCAUUUCUCAGACUGGCCCCUACCGAAACCCUGGAUUAUGUGGCCUCAACAACAGCUCGCAUCGCUGCAGCCGGCUUGUGAAAACAACCCCGGCACGCCCGAGGAGAGUGGGUGCCGCGACCGCGAGAUUUGGAAGCAGCUUUAUGAUGAUUUCCGGCGAAAGCGAAAAGUACGAGAGCCCUCGAGCCAAAAUUUUGGGAUUUCCAUUUGA
Messenger RNA from Penicillium macrosclerotiorum, 1164 nucleotides. Its product is annotated as Glucose N-acetyltransferase 1. The record is from RefSeq and is a predicted model, not a curated record. Gene Ontology annotation, molecular function: glycosyltransferase activity. Bases 1 to 1164 code for a protein of 387 amino acids. Lineage: Eukaryota; Fungi; Ascomycota; Eurotiomycetes; Eurotiales; Aspergillaceae. The transcript is spliced from 2 exons.